AUAUACAAAGAGAAUCUCAGUUUCCUAGGGUUGGGGUUUAUCCGUUUCUGUCAGAAUCUCCACCGUCGUCGACUCUUCCUACGUCCGAUCGGAUCUCGAUUUCAUCGUGUCCUCAUGAAUCCACCACUUUAAAUAGAUUCCUCAGCCAUCAGCCACUCCUCCGCCGCCGCCGGUAGUAAGUUCGUCGUCGAGCCAAGUGUUUAAGCGACUCUUGUCCGAUUAUCCCGCGGAUUCACUCUCACUUUUGAUCCGUCUUGGAAAGUAGUUCGGAUGGGUUCUGUCAUGAGCUUGAAUUGUUCUUCCAGGAGUAGGACGCCUAUUCUAAACGAGGGAAGCUCGAACGAAUCGUGCAAACGGCAAAAAAUAUGUUCAUCUUAUGAAGGGGAGAACAAUAGAUUGAUUCCCCGUCUUCCUGAUGAGCUUUCGAUACAGAUACUCGCUAGGGUUCCCAGAAUUUGCUAUUUCAAUGCGAGGUUGGUUUCUCGGAAGUGGAAAUCUGCUUUCACGAGCUCUGAGUUGUAUUGUUUGAGACAAGAACUAGGAAAAACCGAGGAGUGGCUCUAUGUCCUGACGAAAGAUCAAGAGAAUGUGUUUCUGUGGCACGCUUUAGAUCCCGUGUCUGCUAAAUGGCAGAGAUUGCCUCCAAUGCCGGAUAUUGUUUGUGAAGAAGAAUCUAGAAGAAGCUUUUCGGGCUUGUGGAAUGUGGUCAGCCCGAGAAUGAAAGUCGCUGAGAUCCUUAGAAGUUGGUUUGGUAGAAAGGAUCGGCCAGAGAAAUUACCCUUUUGUGGGUGUGCUUUCGGGGCCGUUGAUGGGUGCCUCUACGUCCUUGGCGGGUUAUCCAAAUCUUGUACUGCGAAUUCCGUUUUACGGUUUGAUCCAGUUCUGAACAAGUGGAACGAAGUGAGUCCAAUGUUGGAAAGUCGGGCAUAUUCUAAAACGGGCAUACUUAAUAACAAACUAUAUGUCGUGGGAGGGAUCAAUCAUGGGCGAGGAGGGUUUUCUCCUCUUCGGUCAGCUGAAGUUUAUGACCCGAGUGCGAAUGCAUGGUCAGAGGUUCCUAGUAUGCCUUUCUCGAAGGCUCAAGUCUUACCAAAUGCAUUUCUGGCCGGAUUAUUGAAGCCUGUAGCCACCGGGAUGAGUUCUUACAAUGGUAGGUUAUGUGUUCCUCAGAGUCUGUACUCUUGGCCGUUCUACGUUGAUAUCGGAGGAGAGGUUUAUGAACCGGAGACGAAUUCAUGGAUUGAAAUGCCGAUAGGUAUGGGUGAAGGCUGGCCUGCUAGGCAAGCUGGGACGAAACUGAGUGUCGUAGUGGACGGCGAGUUGUACGGGUUUGAUCCUCCUCCUUCUUCGAUGGAGAGCGGGAAUAUAAAGGUGUAUGAUCAAAAGGAAGAUACGUGGAAAGUUGUCAUCAGGGAAGUCCCUGUUUCCGACUUACCACAGUCGGAAUCUCCUUAUAUACUUGCCGGAUUUCAUGGAAAACUUCAUUUCAUUACCCGAGAUUUCAACGGCAAGAUCACGGUUUUACGGGCAGACUUGCGUGAGAGCUCGAGCUCUCCAUCAUCUGGUCCCUACCCUUUUGCCGGAUCGCGCUCUUUCCGUGAAAAGACCGAUCUGCCCAACACGACGGACACAGUUGUCUGGAAAGUGAUUGCGGCCAAGGAUUUCGGUGCUGCUGAACUCGUCAGCUGUCAAGUUAUAGAUUUGUAAAAAAAAAAAACAUCUGGUAGCCACGGUCUGGUAAGUUGUUGAUUCUCUACACUUUUGGCUUUAGGGUUCCCCGUAUGUGAUUAUUACAUCAUGAUUUGUGAAGCUAUUAUAAAUUGCAUAUGCAUCGUCUUGAUGGCCCUGCAGUGAUGUUUUACCUCGUCUUA
Molecule: messenger RNA, 1871 nt
Organism: Tarenaya hassleriana
Lineage: Eukaryota; Viridiplantae; Streptophyta; Magnoliopsida; Brassicales; Cleomaceae
Product: F-box/kelch-repeat protein At1g22040-like
Exons: 2
Coding region: 271-1707 (478 amino acids)
Molecular function (GO): protein binding
Source: RefSeq, a predicted model, not a curated record